This is a messenger RNA of Abrus precatorius (Indian licorice), 1526 nucleotides long. RefSeq names its product F-box protein SKIP28. The record is from RefSeq and is a predicted model, not a curated record. NCBI's taxonomy places the organism in Eukaryota, Viridiplantae, Streptophyta, Magnoliopsida, Fabales, Fabaceae. Gene Ontology annotation, cellular component: cytoplasm. Gene Ontology annotation, molecular function: protein binding. The transcript is spliced from 2 exons. Bases 137 to 1096 code for a protein of 319 amino acids.
CAUCUCUUUUUAUUUUCUUGUCCUUAUUGUGUGUCCCUGCCAAUUCAUAUCCUAUAUCCAUUAAAGUCACUUGACAUGCCACGGAUCCAACAUCUUCCAUUGAGAAUCAAGUUUUGAAUUUAUAACUGAACCAAACAUGGAAGAGUACUCCAAGGCUUCCUCUCUUAGCUUUACAGUUAAGCAAGCACAACCUGAAUCAGACCCUCCACACGAGGCUAUGUUCCUCGUCUUAGCAUAUCUUCCAGUGUACGAGGUUUUAGUCAUGUCUCAAGUUUGCACAUCACUAAGGGAUGCAGUGAACAAUGAUAUAUUACCAUGGUUGAAUGUUAUUGUUGAAAGGCCUCUCAGUUCGCUGCUCAACAACCAGAUUCUAAUCAAAAUCACCUCCAAAGCCAUUGGUAGGCUCAAAACACUAGCUCUCAUGAACUGCAUGCACAUUACCGACGAGGGGCUCCAAAGGGUCGUAGAACAAAACCCUCUCAUAAACAAGCUCCAUAUACCAGCAUGCACUGGCAUAACCCCUGAAGGAGUUCUAAAAGCUGUGAAAACACUAUGCCAAAGAAGCAAUUGCUUAAACACCUUAAGUAUAAACGGCAUCUACAACAUACAGAAGGAGCAUCUUGACAUCCUUACCCUGAACCUUAAAAAGAACCCGCCAUUAGAGGAGCGGCAAAAGCAGCAGCCUAUUUACUAUCAUGAACGUGGUAGUGUUUCGGUGUUCAAGCGCGAAGAAAGCCGGCGAUUUAUUGAUUUGGAGGUUUGUCCCAUGUGCUUUGAGGUGAGGAUGGUUUAUGAUUGCCCAAAAGGACACUGCAAGAGGAGGGAAUGGUCCCUAGCUCCAUGCAGGGGAUGCAACUUUUGUAUUCCAAGGUGUGAGAACUGUGGUGGAUGCGUUGGAUCUGAAGAAGUGGAAGAAGGAGCUUGUGAAGAUGUACUGUGUCUUGAGUGUUGGUUACAGCUUCCCAAGUGCAGUUUUUGUAACAAACCAUACUGUAAGCAACACACAAACUGGUGGUGCACUUCUUCAGACUCUUCAUUGAUCUGUAAAGUUUGCGAUGAAAAUUCUCAUGGAUAUACAUAUACUGAUGUUCUAUAAUGAAGUGUAACUGGUGACAAUCUCAAACUAUCAUGCAUCACACUAUGGAUAUAUUGUAACUUGUAUACAGUUUAUAGAAGUAAGGGAAUCAUUGCUGAUGAUAGGAUUUGCAUUCAUGAAUGUACUUAAAGUUUGAUUGUUCUGAGUUAUAAAAUGAAGGCUUUUCUUUAUCCAAGUGAUCGUGGAUAGUCCGAUUUAUCAGCUGUGUCUACCACAUCAAGAUCAUCAUGCCAAAUGAAUCUCAACAGAUGCCAGAGACGAAAUAAUUCCAAUUCAAAAAAUACAAAUUGUGAUUAUAAAAAAAUAAUAAUAAUAAAUCCUAAUAUGGUUACAGAAAUUAUGUCAAAUAAUUACUCUUGGUUUGUUUGUACAAAAAUUCGAUGUACAACUCAUGUAAAAAUCACCGAUAUACAUUUUCAUCAACCUUGCC